This is a messenger RNA of Didymodactylos carnosus, 4094 nucleotides long. The record is from the annotation of a GenBank genome assembly. NCBI's taxonomy places the organism in Eukaryota, Metazoa, Rotifera, Eurotatoria, Philodinida, Philodinidae.
UCCACACGUUUUUUCAAAAAAAAGCGUAAGCGAGAUCUUUGGAUUAUUGUUGAUGCUCUACACGAUGGGCAAAGUGGAAUUUUCGCGUCUAAUAAUGAAUGUAAUAGUGGGCGGACCUCUGCGGAAGGACCUACCCUAAUUCGUCUUAGAACUAUUUUUCUCAGUUCGUCCCAUAUUAGUUUACACUUAAUUAGCUUUAAUAUAAUUGUCCGUACCUCUUGCGUACGGUGCUAUAUAUGACUGUUGUGGGUGUAUAAACAGUUAACAACGAGAGCUGAAUAGCGAAAACAAGAACAUAAAGAUGCUUUUCGAGGUAUUGGAUUCUCGAGGGUUGUACGACUAAAUAAUGGACUAAGUUACAUCUCCGGUAUUACACUAUUAUUGUCAUUUAUUUUUUCAAAAUGACGCAUCAUAUCGACUUCCUGGAUUUUUCUCGACAACGAUUGAACAUAAUGGAAGAAACUUUCAUUGAUUUUGAUAUGUGGAAAAAUAUCGACAAAAGAAUUUAUUGUAGUUUGUACGAAAUCGCAGGUCAGGCGCUGUGGAUUCAUUUCAAUAUUCAACUUUUUAGUAUAUUCGAUUAAAUGUCUCAAUAUUUUCGUGUAGACAAUGGAAUUUUUCCAUGUAGUCAAAGAAUAUGCACAUAGUAUCAUGAAUACCAUCGCCGUCGGCUAAACUGUUUGAUGGUACAACACUUUAUUUAUUUUGAGGCGCGAGCACAGAUAUUUGGGACGAAUUGAGAAAAAAGUAUAUGGGACAAACUGAGAGAGAAGUGUUGGUGGGACGAACUGAGAAAAAAGCUUCGUGGGACGAAUUGAGAAGUCAAUUUGAGACGAACUGAGAGGACACCCUUUUCUUUAUACUUUUUUUAUUUACCGUGAUUGAGAACAAAUGAGAAAACAGACUAUCUGUUUUGUACCAUGAAACAAUAGUUUUCAUUGCCAGUAUUAGAAGAUUGUCGUGAUGAUUAAGAAGCGUUAUAAGGUAUUGUAAUAUACCUGCAUAGUGGUACAGUAGCCACGUGGCGAUAGGUGUGUUGUACAUUACACCUGCUUUUUUUGUCGCCACGGCACUGCAUAGUGGUCAUCGUUCAUAGCAGAACAUCGGGCCACACUACAUCGUUAAGGCAAUAAAAUGUUUGCAUCAUGGAAAAUAUCGAUGGCAAUUGAGCGCACUCAAAUUUUAUAAAUACUGGAAUAUGAUGAGCAAUCGACUAUUACUGUAUUGUAAAUAGCUGUUGGAAAAGGGAAAAACACAUUUUAUCUUUCAACCAAGUUCUCGCUAUUUGGAGGAGACAUCUUCAUAGAAAAUUCUUCUCUGGCAUUUCUGCAAGUGUACAGGAAGACGUCGAACUGAACAUUUUUCUUUUAUAACCUUUUUAUUCUUUUUUAUUAGUAUCUUUUGUUUCUCUCUUUCUUUCUCUUAAGGCUAUUAUCAGCUAAACGCUCGAUUCUUCAGAAUUAUGUUUUUUACAAGUUUAACACGUGUUCUGCUACCAUUUUUAAUGUCUUAUAAUUAAAAAAAAUUACAACACGACCUACGAAUGUGACUAUUUUAAAGACAGGCACUCUGUAACAGUAACAGUAAUUCUUGCGAUAAAAAUGUCACUACUCUUUAAUUACCAUUAUGAUGAUGAUUUAUAUUUUUGAAUUUUCUUCUAACUGAAGAGAAUAAGUGAUAAAACUAUAGCAGGAUUUUUAUAUUAUUAUUUACUAUCACUUUCCUCUCUUUCAUGUAUGUCUUUGUGAACAAAUACAGACAAUAACAUAUAUUUGGUUUCUUUUUGAAGAUGAUGAAGUAGAAUGUCAAGAAAUGUGAUUCAUACACACAUACUUCUACUUUAUACAAUAGUACUCACUGGUUUUUUUCCUGUUUUCUUGUUCAAUUGGGCAAUACCAUCUUUUCUUUUUAUUCAGAAGUUCGCUGUUAUCUACUAUCACAUUAUUUUUUCUUAUGAUAAGAUACUGACAUUAUUUACAUUGUCGAUUUAUUGAUUAUUACUAUCUUUCGAUUAUUCUACCUCAAAAAGUUAUUCACUCUAAAGAUUAUAAAGUUUAAAACAAGAGCCAUGUUAAACAAAAAAAUGGAACGUGUCUUCUAAAAUCUAUUUUUGUUUGUCUGGUAUAAAAUUUUGGAAUAGUUUUCAGCUUAUCUUAUUAAAAUCUGUACAUCACCCUCACUCUCACUCGAAGACAAGACUUCAGGCAGUCAAUAGCUAACAGUUUCAAUAUAAAAAUAGGAUAGCCCUUGUUAUUGCUAAAAGAGCUGUCAUACUGCUCAGGGAUGAAGAAACUCCUCAUUUAUAUUAAUUAUCUGCAAAAAAAAGAUAUGUCAUUUGAUAGUAACAUUAAAAUUUAUUUUCUGCUUUUCAUUUCUGUUUUAAAUUUUCAUACACAAUUUCAUUUAUGUUUUACAUCGAUAGUAAGAAUACAACGGAAAUCUUUAAAAGAAAAAGAUCCCUUUUCCUUUUUUCAUAUUUUAUACUGUCAGUUUUCUAACCAUUAUGAAAAGAAAUGACAUUAUAUUUUUAGUUUAUUUUCUACAUUGAUUCUUUAAGUGUUUUCCGUUAUUCACAAAGUUUUUCUUUUUUCUGGUGUCUUUCCUCAAGAUGCUAACAGUACAUAGCGGUUAAAAAUUGUGACUUUAAUCAUGCUAUCCAUAUAAUCAUGGUAUUAACAAUAUAUUAUAUUCUCUUAGUUUUAUAAUUAACUAUCUGCUUAAAAAGAAUUUUUCUAUUUUAUCUCAUUUCACAACUCUUGAACUAUAAUCUCUUUAGAAAUACUUAUGAUAUGGAAACAACAUCUUCAAUUGACAAAAAUUGGGAAUUUAUAUUGAUUUUAAUUGGUGCUGUUGUUAUACUUCUUGUACUAUUAUAUAUUAUUGGUCGCUGGUUGGAUAUUAAAUGGUCUCACAGUUGUACGUGCUAUUGCUGUCGAAACAUUGAAAAAAAUCGCAUUUUGAAUAAUGAUGAUGUUGUUCAAACAAGAAUUUAUGGACAAGAAAAUGUGUUCACCACACUAAAUUCUAUUCAAGAUAAUAACAGUUUACCAACGUAUCUUUCAGAUUCAUCUAUAGUAAUGCAUGAAACAGAUGAAAUCGUUUUGAAUCAAACAAUUUCAGAUAAUAGUCAAACUGAUUCCCUUUGCAUUCAGGAAAAGCCAACAUUGAGACGAACAGUAACAUGUAAUUCAAAUGAAUCUCUAUGCUCAUUACGUGAUUUAGAAUUAGAUGUCGCUUGUUGUGGUCAAAUACAAAUAAAUAUCAAUUUUAAUGCUUUAGAAGAAAGUCUUGAAAUUACGUUUAUUCAAGCAAGAGAAUUGAAACUAAUGAAGCCAAAUGAAAAUGAAUUAAGAACGUAUAUUGUUUCAUGGCUCGAUAAUGAUAGUUGGAAUAAACAAAUUACUCAGAUUGCCAUUACAGAAUGUGGUGGUAAUGUUGAAUAUAAUUCACUAAUGAAAUGGAAAAUCGAUGAUCGUUUAUUGACUCAGACAACACUUCAUGCAAUAUUAUAUUGUAUUAGUGAAAAUAAUAUAGAGAAAAUUGUUGGUGAAACAGCGUUCAAAGUUGGCGAACUCUAUAUUUUUCAACCAUUAACAACAUGGUUAAAUAUUCGAGAUGAUAACGAUAUUUGUUCAUGGUCAGGCGAAGUUUUAAUUAGUUUAUGUUAUCAUCCAACUUCAAGUAGAUUAACUUGUACAUUGGUACAAGCAAGAAAUUUAAUUUUUCAAAAGAAAAAAUUAAUCAGUGGUAUAAUGCUUUAUCAACAUUGUUAUGCAACAAUAUCGUUAAUUCGUCGAAAUGAAAUUGUAAAAAAAACCAAAACCUGCUAUUAUCGUUCAGUUGAUUCUAAUCCAUUAUUUAAUGAAACAUCAACAUUUAUGGUAACUGGAAAAGAGUUAUUUGAAACGUUUAUUCGAAUUGUAUUGUUUGAAAUUACAACACAAAACAGCAAAGUCUAUGAAAUUGGACAUACAAUUCUCGGUUCACAUGGAAAAAAUGCUUACAAAACCGCACCACAAGGUCUUAACCAUUGGGAACAAAUGAUACGACUAUUGAGAAGACAAGUAACAUUAUGGCAUACAAUAAAAUUAUAA